Micromonas pusilla CCMP1545 is the source of this 630-nucleotide messenger RNA. RefSeq lists its product as uncharacterized. NCBI's taxonomy places the organism in Eukaryota, Viridiplantae, Chlorophyta, Mamiellophyceae, Mamiellales, Mamiellaceae. The coding region runs from base 264 to 527 and encodes 87 amino acids. The transcript is spliced from 2 exons. The record is from RefSeq and is a predicted model, not a curated record.
AAUUCGCCAAUCACGGUUUAAAAUUGAGGGACUCCAACUUUUUUGGCUCGACACCCCCCUAAUCCGCGCGGGAACCGACGGCGGCGGCGGCGCGACGCGCCGCGCCGCUUGGAGGGAAUCUGCUUCAACACCCAAAUAUUGGAUGUGGCAAAAAAGAUCCCCCUAAUUCAGCGAUUUAUUAUGUUUCCACGCCCGCGCCGUGCACUUUUGCUCUGACAGCAAAAAAAGACACAGAACUCCCAUACGAAGCUUCGUGGAACAAAAUGGCCGUCCCCUCACGCGCGCGCGAGACGAGCGGGCGAGCGUCGGCGGCUUAUGAAGUCAUUUCACGGCGGGAGGAGUUGACCAAGGGGUGUUGUUCGAUAUCCCUAGGGUCUAUCUGUGGCGCCGCCGCCGCCACCGCCGCCACCGCGUGUCCGCGUCCGCGGAUUGGCCUGAGAUUACCUCAUUUCGGAGGUCGAGUACGCGAUGAGAUCGAGGAAAUCGAGUGGGCACCUCACGCGCGCGGCGGCGGGUGUCGCAAAUGAGGAGCUUUGAGGGUCGCAGAUGGCAGGGAUCGAACGCUGACGCAUGUGCCGAGGUGCUCUGGGGUUCACGAUCGACGCCGCCGCCGCCGCCCACGACGCCGCG